UCUGCCAAUCCCUCCACUGGUCUCCACUCAGUGUCCUCCAUCCCUCUCUGCCAAUCCCUCCACUGGACUCCACUCGGUGUCCUCCAUCCCUCUCUCUGCCAAUCCCUCCACUGGCCUCCACUCAGUGUCCUCCACCCCUCUCUGCCAAUCCCUCCACUGGCCUCCACUCAGUGUCCUCCACCGCUCUCUGCCAAUCCCUCCACUGGCCUCCACUCAGUGUCCUCCACCGCUCUCUGCCAAUCCCUCCACUGGCCUCCACUCAGUGUCCUCCACCCCCUCUCUGCCAAUCCCUCCACUGGCCUCCACUCAGUGUCCUCCACCCCUCUCUGCCAAUCCCUCCACUGGCCUCCACUCAGUGUCCUCCACCCCUCUCUGCCAAUCCCUCCACUGGCCUCCACUCAGUGUCCUCCACCCCUCUCUGCCAAUCCCUCCACUGGCCUCCACUCAUGUCCUCCACCCCCUCUCUGCCAAUCCCUCCACUGGCCUCCACUCAGUGUUCUCCACCCCUCUCUGCCAAUCCCUCCAUUCAAAACAUUAACAAUCACAUAUAAAACCAUUUAUAACUCUGCCCCAAAUUACAUCACCGAUCUUGUCUCUAAAUAUCACCCAAACCGUACUCUCCAUUCCUCGCACGACCUCCUACUCUCUAGCUUUCUUUUCUCCUCCUCCCAUGCUCAUCUACAGGACUUCUCCAGAGCUUCCUCCUCUGGAACUCUCUACCCCAAUCUAUCCGACUAUCUCCUACUCUGCUCACUUUUAGGCGAUCUCUGAAAACCUAUCUCUUCAGGGAAGCCUAUCCUGCCCUCAGCUAAUACUGGAAUCUUCUACUCUUCCAACCAGUCCAUCCCCCACAGUUACUAUGUUUUGUAACGCUAGCCCCUCCCUCCUAGAUUGUAAGCUCCCAGGAUCAGGGCUCUCCUUUCCCUCU
Staurois parvus is the source of this 928-nucleotide messenger RNA. The record is from the annotation of a GenBank genome assembly. Lineage: Eukaryota; Metazoa; Chordata; Amphibia; Anura; Ranidae.